Molecule: messenger RNA, 1476 nt
Organism: Cololabis saira (Pacific saury)
Lineage: Eukaryota; Metazoa; Chordata; Actinopteri; Beloniformes; Belonidae
Product: protein EOLA1-like
Exons: 2
Coding region: 170-706 (178 amino acids)
Source: RefSeq, a predicted model, not a curated record
AUAGAUCCGGUUCUGUGCUGGUUCUGUGCUGGUUCUGUCCUGGUUCUGUGCUGUUUCUGUGCUGGUUCUGUACUUCUGUGAUCAGUAUUCUGGUCCAACCCCGGAGCUGUUGUCUCCGUCAGGCCGACUGUGCUGGAAACAUCGGCCCAAACGUUUCCUCUUUGCAGUCAUGACGGUGCAGCUGUGGUGCCUGUCGUUCCGGCAGCCCUACGCUGGUCUGGUUCUGGACGGUGUGAAGACGGUGGAGAGCCGCUGGCGGCCCCUGCUGGCCCCUCUGCAGAACCACACCCUGGCGGUCCACAUCGCUUGGCGGGACUGGGAGGGGGACGAGUGGAGGACGGUGCUGAGCGGCGUCCUGGGGCUGGACGGAGCUCAGAUCCAGGCCUUGGUGGACUCGGGGGAGCGGUUUGGACGCGGCGUGGUGGCAGGUGAGAGACUGGACUGGGUUUGGAGUUUGAGGCGUGGGGAAGACGUCACCCGUCUGUCCUUUCUUGCAGGUGUGGUGGACGUGGGCGGGACCUGGCACUGCCCUGCCUCCCUGGAGGGGCAGGAGCUCCACGAGCUGCAGAGGUCGGCUGUUCUAACGGGUCUGAAGGACAAACACCUGACUCAGCUGUCCAACCCACGCUGGUUGAGCGCGCCGCUGAGCUGCCGGGGGAGUCGGGACCUGUGGACCGUGGACAUCCCUGCUGAGCUGUUACCGUGACAACACAUGGUCUCUCCACUCUAAUGUGGGUGGGUUAGAAAAACUAAAUCAUUUACCUUCUGGGAGUCCAGCAGAGCCCCGUGACCCUGCACAGGACAAACCGGGGAUAGGAGUUGAUGGAUUUGACCUACGUUUAUCUGGGACAUCAGGACCACGGAGAGGUCUCCACAGGAGACAGGACUCUGGCAGGUCACGGGACCGUCUCCGGGACAUUGGGGGUCUUUCAGGGACCCAGAAUCAGCCAACAUUCUUCAUGAAACUACCAACAGGUCUCGCUGUGAACGGGACCCGGUUUCAGUCUUGUGAAUAAAAUAUGGUUUUAUAAGAAUUAAAAUUCAUGGUGUUUAUUUUCAUUUGACACUCGUGUCCCGCCGUCUCGGUCGUAGAGCCUUGGAGCCCGUGGAGGGUACAAGCUCGUCAGACCCUUCAUCACGAUGCUGGUCUUCUAGCAGAACAGGAUGUUUGUAGAUCUAAAGCUGCAAUUCCAGCUGCGCUAGAAACCCGCUGACCCGGACGCCUCUGAAACACUUCACACUUGCAAAAAAAAACCUUCCAGAUGACCAAGACCAGAGCUUUGUCCACACCUCAACUCUGUAUUUGAGCGUACUGCCAUAAAACGCGUCAUCAGGUGACAGAACCAACUAUAACGUAACUGGCUUUUAUCCACCAACAUGUCCCUCUGGAUCUAAAGAGGGAUUUAAAUGACUUCUGGUUAUGGCGAGGAACUAGGUAGACGCAACCAUAGACAUAUAUACGUAGACCCCAUCGAG